GAGACACUUCUACUUGCUUCCACCACUACCUUUCUGUUCUUUCUCUUUCAGACACAAGACGCUGUCGCACCAUGCAGUCAGCACACGUCGACCCCUCCAGAAUGGGUGUGGGGAAGGCCAUGGCUGUCCUCACCUCCGGAGGAGACGCUCAGGGGAUGAAUGCUGCUGUUAGAGCUGUGGUGAGAGUCGGCAUCUAUACCGGCGCUAAAGUCUAUUUCGUGCACGAGGGUUAUCAGGGUUUAGUGGACGGAGGAGACCACAUCUGUCCAGCCACAUGGGAGAGUGUAUCCAUGAUGCUGCAGCUGGGAGGCACGGUGAUUGGAAGCGCUCGCUGCCAGGAUUUCCGUGUAAAGGAGGGUCGGACCAAGGCGGCGUGUAACCUGGUGAAGCUGGGCAUUACCAACCUGUGUGUAAUCGGAGGAGACGGCAGUCUGACGGGGGCAAAUCAGUUCCGCUCGGAGUGGAGCGAGCUGCUCCAGAUCCUCCUCAAAGCAGGUAAGAUCACAGGUGAGGAGGCCAAGCGUUCCUCUCACCUGAACAUCGUGGGGAUGGUUGGCUCCAUAGAUAAUGAUUUCUGCGGCACGGACAUGACCAUCGGUACCGACUCGGCUUUGCACAGGAUCAUGGAGGUAGUGGACGCCAUUACCACCACAGCACAGAGUCAUCAGAGAGCCUUUAUUCUGGAAGUGAUGGGGCGACACUGUGGGUACUUGGCGUUAGUAACUGCCCUGGCGAGCGGUGCUGACUGGGUUUUUAUUCCGGAAAUGCCUCCAGAGGACGGCUGGGAGGAGCACCUCUGCAGAAGAUUAGCUAAUCAAAGGAGUCUGGGUUAUCGCCUUAAUGUCAUCAUUGUGGCAGAGGGAGCGAUUGACCACUUCGGGAAACCCAUCACCUGUGACCUGGUGAAGCAGUUGGUUACUGAAAAGCUGGGCUUUGACACUCGAGUCACUAUCCUGGGUCAUGUACAGAGAGGAGGAACUCCAUCAGCCUUCGACAGAAUCCUGGGCAGCAUGAUGGGCGUGGAGGCGGUGAUGGCACUGCUGGAGGCCACGCCCGACACUCCGGCAUGUGUGGUCAGUCUGUCUGGAAAUCAGGCCAUCAGACUGCCGCUCAUGGAGUGUGUGCAAGUGACUAAAGACGUGACCCGAGCCAUGGCUGAAAGACGGUUUGAAGACGCCAUGAAGCUCCGGGGAAAGAGUUUUGAAAAUAACUGGAAAACGUAUAAGCUGCUUGCUCAUGUGAAUCCUUCUGAGGUGAAGAGUAAUAUAAACGUGGGUCUGGUGAACGUCGGUGCUCCGUGUGCCGGGAUGAACGCAGCCGUACGCUCCGCAGUCAGGACCGGCAUCCUAAAGGGACAUCAGAUGCUGGCUGUACAUGACGGGUUUGAGGGACUCGCUGAGGGAAAGAUCGAGCCCAUCACCUGGUCUACUGUUGGCGACUGGACUGGACAUGGUGGUUCAAAUCUGGGAACUAAGAGGACAUUGCCAACUGGUCUGCUGCAGGAAAUCAGUCUGAACAUUGCUAAGUUUAAUAUUCAUGCUCUGAUUAUUAUUGGGGGAUUUGAGGCGUUCAUUGGAGGGUUAGAGAUUGUGAGUGGAAGAGAGAAGUAUGAGGAGUUGUGUAUUCCACUCGUCAUUAUUCCCGCCACUGUGUCCAAUAACGUUCCUGGAUCGGACUUCAGUAUUGGAGCGGAUACAGCUCUCAAUACUAUCACAGCUACAUGUGACAGGAUAAAGCAGUCAGCAGCAGGGACUAAGCGCAGGGUAUUUAUCAUCGAGACGAUGGGGGGAUACUGUGGAUAUCUGGCAACCAUGGCAGGCCUCUCUGCAGGAGCUGAUGCUGCUUACAUCUACGAAGAGCCGUUCCAGAUCCACGACCUGCAGAACAAUGUUCAGCAUUUGGUGGAGAAGAUGAAAACGACAGUGAAAAGAGGCCUCAUCCUCAGGAAUGAAAAGUGUAGCUCUAACUACACCACAGACUUCAUCUAUAACCUGUACUCUGAGGAGGGAAGAGGAGUGUUCGACUGCCGCAAAAAUGUUCUGGGACACAUGCAGCAGGGUGGAACUCCGACACCCUUCGACAGGAACUUUGGCACUAAGAUGGGCGCUAAGGCGAUGCUGUGGGUGACGAGUAAACUGAAGGAGUGUUACAGACACGGUCGUAUCUUUGCCAACACGCCGGAGUCGGCCUGUGUCUUGGGCCUGAAGAAGAGAUCUCUGGUGUUCCAGACACUGUCUGAGCUCAAGGAGAACACCGACCUCGAGCAUCGCAUCCCCAAGACUCAGUGGUGGUUAAGUCUGAGGCCCAUCCUGAAGAUCCUGGCCAAGUACAACAUCAGCCUGGACCUGUCUGAGCAAACCGCCAUGGAGAGUGUGAUGAAGAAGAGAGGAUCGCUGUAGACACACACACACACACACACACACACACAGGUCUCAGACUGUGCAGCUGAAAACCACAGAGUCACUCUGCAUCUAUGUCUGUGUGUGUGUGCGCGUGUGUGCACAUGCUUGCCCACUUCCUACUGUUGUCCUACUUAUUUUAUCUUUAAACCUACAUCUCUUUCUGUACCCUUAUAAAGCACUGUGUGUGUGUGUGUGUGUGUGUGUGUCAGGACUUUAUGCCUUGUGCCUCCAUGCCACUCACUUGUCAUCUCUUACAUUAGAGGUGGGAACUGUAGAUUGCGGGUGCCUGCUGACCCCUCCCACAGCUGCAGGAGGUCAACGAUUCGACCUGACCCGAUCCGACCCGAGGGAAAGGGUUCCUGAACUCAAUUUACACUCACUCUGCAAAGUUUACAUUUACAAUAAUACAUAUAGUAUGAACUCAAUUAUUAUUGUUAACCGCCCAAAGAAAAUCCUUUCCAACAGUGUGUGACUGAUGGCACUUACAUUAUUAAUUAAAAUAAAGAUAAAGGUUUAUUGUAGUGAUAGAGUGAGAUUAGUGUGGUGUCUAAUAGCGUGGACCAGCAUAUAAGAGCAAUAAGCAUGUUUAAGAAUAAACAAAAGAACAAAAAAGAUAUUUGCACUAAAAUAUAAUAAAUAUAACAAUAUAUACAAUGGAAUAUAGAAUAUAUUAAUAUUUAUUUAUUAAUUCAUUAAAUUAUAAUA
Messenger RNA from Clarias gariepinus (North African catfish), 3107 nucleotides. It is a transcript of the gene pfkmb, whose product is annotated as phosphofructokinase, muscle b. The transcript has 22 exons. Lineage: Eukaryota; Metazoa; Chordata; Actinopteri; Siluriformes; Clariidae. The record is from RefSeq and is a predicted model, not a curated record. Gene Ontology annotation, molecular function: AMP binding; fructose-6-phosphate binding; identical protein binding. Gene Ontology annotation, cellular component: cytoplasm; 6-phosphofructokinase complex; membrane. Gene Ontology annotation, biological process: fructose 6-phosphate metabolic process; canonical glycolysis; fructose 1,6-bisphosphate metabolic process. Bases 72 to 2399 code for a protein of 775 amino acids.